UUAACUUCUGAUAAAAGGUACAUUAAUCUUAAAUAAACAACAUCGGUCUGAUCGUUUCAGAAAGUUACUAGACACCCAACGAUAUUGAAUGUAUAAUACCUUUCUUAGAAUUUAUAAUAAUAUUCGUAUAUUUACUGUUCAUUUUUAUUAAGGAAAUGUUGAAAUUUCUGGUACUGAUUUCACUCCUGCCUGCGAUAAGUUUAUGUGGUAGCUGCAAGUCAAGUUAUUCUUCUAUAAACUGCCAAGAAAUAAGCCAAGAUGCCUUCCUGAUAGAGCUGUUUCGCAACAAAGAUUCAUUUUCUACUUUAAGAGAAAUUUUAAUUGAAGAUUCCGAUUUUUCCAGAACACAACCGUUUGUAGAUUUUUCAAACGAUUUGUAUCCAGUGCAGGUCGCCAUUACUUCUUUAACUAUUAGAAGAUCUAAAGUAGAUAAUGUCAAUAACGACACAUUUGGAGCUUUUAAAAAUGUGAACAAACUAAAUUUAAGUCAAAACAAUAUAACAGAUUUGGUUUGGUUGACUCGUUUACCAUACUACCCUUAUUUCAAACUAGAUAUAAGUUACAACAAAAUUUCUGAACUUGAUUUUAAUUACUUAAUGCCAUGGUCAUCAAUUUGGUUAAACAAUAACGAUAUUUCUAUAUUAAAACCAGCUUCGGACUACAAAAACAUUGAAUUCAUAGAUUUGAGCUAUAAUAAAUUACUCUCCUUCUCAGAAUUUGAGUACAAGGUAAAUAUACAAUCUUUAAAUUUAAGUUAUAAUUAUCUACAAAUGCUGGCCUUAAAAAGUAAUAAAGAUCUUUUAAAAAUUGAGGGUCACGGGAAUAGUAAUAUUUCGUAUAUUGGGACCAGCAACUCUUAUAGUGUUUCUAAUUUUUAUUCCAGUUUUAUACCUAAUAAUACUUUAAGCAUAAGAAACACAUUUAAGUUAAACUGGAUCGAUAUAGAUAUGCCAGUUUUGGAUAGUAAUAAAAUACCCAACAUACGCUCAAAUGUUAUUGAUUUUUCAAACAAUAACUUAACCAGUAUUCCGCAAAAUUAUUUUCAAUCUGCUAAAUCUUCUGUAUUUAAUUUGAGCUUCAAUAACUUUGAUGUAUUAUCUAAUACAGUGUUUGGAGCAAACUCCGUCAUCACUAGUAUUGAUCUCUCUUUUUCUAAUAUAAAAAAAAUUUGUAAUGAUUUUUUUAUAAAUUGCUGUUCUUCCAGUUACACUUACUUGUCUGUAUUUGUAAACUUGAGUGGAAACGCCAUUGAAGAAUUAGAUGGAAUUUGUACGAUAGUACCGCUACUGAAAUAUCUAGAUCUUUCUUUCAAUAAAAUAACAAAUUUAUCUCAAAUAUCAGUAUCAAAUUGUUCAUAUUUAUCUUCGUAUAAUAUUUCCAACAAUUUUAUAAACGAUAUUCCUCCAGGAACUUUUCAAGAAAAAGUACCUAUAGAAACCCUUGACAUUAGUGAAAAUAAUUUAUUGUUUAUCAAUGAGUCAACCUUUAGAAACCUUAGAAGCGUUCUAAAAAUUAUUAAUCUAAGAAAAAAUAAUAUUUCGACAGUUGGUAACAAAAGUUUUUAUGGUUUUAAUUCUUUAAAAACUAUUGACCUAUCAGAAAAUAAAAUAAAAAAUAUUGAGCAGUACGCUUUUUCGAAUUUGAAAAAUAUCUUUACAAUUAAUUUGUCUAACAAUGCAAUUGAAUUACUAGAAAGCUAUACCUUCUACUUAAUUAGUGUCCAAAAUAUCGAUCUUCAAGGUAACCCUAUUCAUUAUAUCAAGGAAAAAGCUUUUUCUAACUUAAAUUAUUUAACAUCUUUAAAUCUUUCGAACAGUGCUAUAGCCAUAUUGGAAAACGAUGUUUUCUCUAGUUUGCCAGCAAUUCGUACCAUAGAUUUAAGCAAUAAUUACAUAGUUUUGCUGAAUAACUAUACUUUCAGAAACUUACCUGUACAAAACAUUUAUUUGAAUGAAAAUAAAAUAGAAUACGUUUCUCAAAAUGCUUUUCACAAAUUGAAUAAUUUGAAAGAAGUUAACUUAGAAAAUAACAGUUUACAAGGAAUUGGAAACUUAUCGUUUUACAUGGUCAAUAUAGUGACGUUACUUCUUAAGUCAAUAUCAAGUCCAAUAAUCUUGGACAAUACCGUUAAAAUUGACAAAUUGGCAAUUCAGUUGACUGGUACAGUAGGGGAACGAUUUAUUUCAAGUGCUUUUCUUAAAAAUUUAACUAUAAUAAAUUCUCGUAUAGAAUUACUAAAGAAUAAUUGCUUUGUCAAUUUGCCACUAUUAACAUCUCUAAAUUUAAUUAAUACAACAAUUGACGUUUCUGAAGAUUAUGUUUUUAGCGGUUUAACGAGUUUAACUUAUUUAGAUGCAUCACAAAUAUUUAAAAAUAAACAGUCACUAAAAGAAUACACAUUUAAGGAUAUGCGUAAUUUACAAGUUCUAAAUAUCUCCAAUUCUGUUUUAAAUACAAUAAAAAAUAACGCAUUUGCUGGACUUACGAAACUAAAAGAAUUACAGUUGCAAGGAAACAAAUUGACAGUUGUUGACUUAACGGCAAUCACUAACGGCUUAUCCAGUUUAAUCAAACUUAAUCUUAGCUCGUCAACUAUAAAAAACAUCCAAUCGUCAGAAGUGGGAAAUCCGAAUAAAGUUAAAUAUUUAGACCUAUCAAAUAAUUUUAUUAGAUAUCUAAAUUCACAAACAUUUACGUUAUUCGAAAAUUUAGUUGAGUUGGAUCUUCAUAGCAACGAAAUCUCAUCAAUUGGAUACCAAACUUUCUUUUACACAAAAAAUCUUAAAACACUGAGAUUAGAUAAUAACAAAAUAUAUUCUUUGAGUACUGGUGUCUGGGCUGGAUUAGAAAAUUUAUCAUUCCUUAAUAUAUCUGAUAAUGUCAGUUUGUUUCCUUCCAGUACCUAUAUUACCAAUCUGUUACCUUUUGAAACUCUUGAAAAAUUAGAAACGUUAUAUAUAGAUAAUACGUCUUUGACAACAAACAGGUUUGAUCAUACAAACUUUAGAAAAUCGUUUCGUUAUUUAUCCAAAAUUGGUAUUAAUGAUAAUCAAUUCACUUGUAAUGAUUUAUUAAACCUAAUAAUAUAUCUCAAAAAUAACAACAUUGACUACACGCCUUAUAAUCCAAAAUUUGAUGUAAAAAAUUUGAAUGGUUUAAUAUGUACUUAAAUAGAGACCAUGUUGUAGAAACCUAACAACAAAAUUAUUACAGCAUCAUGUAACAUAAUUGUAAGGAAAGCAUGUUAUAUUUAGAAAAUGAACAAAUAAAAAUGUUACGUUAUAUAA
Diabrotica virgifera virgifera (western corn rootworm) is the source of this 3287-nucleotide messenger RNA. Its product is annotated as chaoptin-like. The record is from RefSeq and is a predicted model, not a curated record. Gene Ontology annotation, cellular component: plasma membrane. The coding region runs from base 156 to 3170 and encodes 1004 amino acids. Lineage: Eukaryota; Metazoa; Arthropoda; Insecta; Coleoptera; Chrysomelidae. Gene Ontology annotation, molecular function: protein binding. The transcript is spliced from 2 exons.